Clupea harengus (Atlantic herring) is the source of this 2838-nucleotide messenger RNA. RefSeq names its product RNA binding fox-1 homolog 2 (gene rbfox2). Gene Ontology annotation, biological process: nervous system development; regulation of alternative mRNA splicing, via spliceosome. Gene Ontology annotation, cellular component: nucleus; cytoplasm. The record is from RefSeq and is a predicted model, not a curated record. Gene Ontology annotation, molecular function: mRNA binding. NCBI's taxonomy places the organism in Eukaryota, Metazoa, Chordata, Actinopteri, Clupeiformes, Clupeidae.
CUCAUCCGUAACACUGUAUUCUGUAUUCUGACAUUGGUAGCCUGUGAGCCAUCUGAGCAACUUGAAAAAUCCUCAACUAAUAACGCUGCGUAUUUCCUCCACUUUUGUAGGGUAGAUCUACCCUAAAUAACUACAGGCAAUAUGUGCAUCUGUGUGUAAACGUAGAAAUUGUAACAUUUCUGUACAGAGGAGGUUUUCUGCGGACAAGCAAGGGGCAAGAUCAAGUAGAGGGAGGGAGAGAAAGGGAGGGGAGUCUCCUGCACUGUAACGAGAGAGGGGGAGGGAAAGAGAGAGGACAUCGUUUCCUCUCCAGCACACACGCCGCAGGAAUAGACAGAACUGAUUGGGAGAAAGGGAGGAGAGGGGAGACAGAAGAAAGGAAAUUGUGAAGCAAUAAUACGACAGACUUCUUUGUUUUAACUAAUCAAUUGAAACGACCGAAGAGAGGAUUAAACUAAAACAGACUCGUGGUCGAAUAUUCUUCUACGACAGCUAUGCUUACUGGGCAAAGGUGUCGUUUAUAAGCUAAUCAGUAGGAAUAGGAGGACAUGUUUUAGGGAAUAGUCCUUCCGUUAAGGUAGGAUAUGGUUGUUGUUUUACAAAUAUAACGUAGUCUACACACAAAUGCUGGACCGUUUGCGCAGAGGCAUAGUGACUGAAUAUUCCAGCAUUUACUGAAAUCGCUAACUUCAUGUAGCGUUCGGCUGCUUCAUUGUUAAACUGCUUUGGCAACACCGACCAGAAAAAUAAGAGAGAUUUCUUGUAUCAUUGAUUUUUGUUUCAUAAAUCUGAAUAGGAUUCAUAUUCGCUUUGAGGCCUGUAAAGAUGAACUUGUAUUAAGCCUAAAGUAGCAUUCCUCAGUGAUACAUUUCACUUCAUUUAGGCCUAAUAAACGCGUUACAUUUCUCAGCAGAAAUAGCGCAUGCUUCCAAAACUAAUUAUUAUAAUUACCACUUUGAUACAAGGUUCACAAUAAAUCAACUGCGUCCAGAAUAAGAUUACUAUUAUGACCUUAACUGUUCCUGUCUUUACUGUUAACAAAGCAGAUCUAUUUAGGGAGAAAAGCAAGUGAUAGGAUACAUCGCUAGAGGAGAGUCUUGAAAAGAGGGAUUGGCGGUUAAUAAGACUAAUUUAGACCACAAACAUACAAACUGCAGCUUUAUCAAUGUUAAUGUCGACCGACGUUGCAUCAAUGAUGUUGCCUAUGUCCCGGCCACUGUUGGACCGGGAUAGAGACAUGGACGCGAUGGCGGGAGUGCACGCCAACUCGACCGGUGGUUCAUCGACCGUCAGGGGAAUGAAACGAGGGGAUCCAGAACCAGACGCCCAAACGGCGGCCGCUCUGAGCGAGUCAUCUGGGGCAGAGUGCAAGCGUCCACGAAUCGACGGGUCUGGUGGAGUCGGAGAGCUGGGCCAGAACAACGACCCCCUGACGAUGGGUUACCAUGGAUACCCACCUCCUAGUCAGGGCUCUCAGGACUCCAUGGCGGCUCAAGAGGGGCUGGUGCCCCCGCCCUUCUCUACCUUCCCCCCUCCCCCACCUCCGCCCCCCCAGAACGGCCUGCCGCUGGAGUACACCGCCGGCCUCUACACCCCCGCCGUCGGCCAGGGCCAGGUGGACGCCACCGUGGGCAUCAGCAACCCCGCAAACGCCCCCAACAGCCUCAGCGUCCAGCAAUCAGACGGGUCUCCUCAGACCGACGGUCACUGCGGCUCAGUGUCGGGGUCAGGGGUCGUCGGUGGUGUCGAUGACUCGGAUAAGAUGACCCCGAAACGCUUGCACGUCUCCAACAUUCCCUUCCGCUUCCGGGAUCCGGACCUGCGGCAGAUGUUCGGGCAAUUUGGGAAAAUCCUGGAUGUAGAGAUUAUUUUCAAUGAGAGAGGAUCGAAGGGCUUCGGGUUCGUGACGUUUGAGUCAGCGUCUGAUGCUGAGAGGGCCAGGGAGAAGCUGCACGGCACCAUCGUGGAGGGACGCAAGGUCGAGGUCAACAACGCCACAGCCAGAGUGAUGACCAACAAGAAGCUAGUUAGCCCCUAUGCUAACGGAGAAGCCCUUACAACUCUCCCUUAUGCAGGCUGGAAGCUGAGUCCUAUGGUGGGGGGCAUGUACGCACCGGAGCUCUACGCCGGAGAAACGCUGGUUCCAGGGUUCCCGUAUCCGACGGCAGCGGUGGCCGCGGCGGCAGCGACAACGGCCGCCUCGUUCAGGGGUGCCCACCUGCGAGGGCGGGGUAGGCCUGUCUACAGCGCAGUGCGGGCAGCCGUGCCCCAGCCUGCCAUGCAAGCGUACCCAGGCGUGGUGUAUCAGGAUGGUGGUUUUUACGGGGCUGCAGACCUCUAUGGUGGCUAUGCGACGUAUCGAUAUGCCCAGCCAACGGCCGCCGUAGCUGCUGGACCGUCUGCUGCUGCUGCACAUGCUGCCGCUCAAGCUUACAGUGAUGGGUACGGGCGAGUGUACACCACAGACCCUUACCACGCGGCCCUGACCCCGGCCGCAGCUGCCGCGUACGGAGUAGGAGCGAUGGCUACGUUGUACAGAGGUGGAUACAGUCGAUUUUCUCCAUAUUGAUAACGCCCGAGUCUUUCCUGGAACACGUCCCCCCCUCCUUUUUGGAUACUCUUUAACUGAUUCGAAAGAGCCCCACCCCCCCCCUGCAGCUGCGGAGUGCAAUUGCAUCUCUUUCUGUGGUCUUGGUAGGAUUCAUACUAUAUCCGAUGCACAUACUCUUGGUACAAAAGUAUAUAUUCAGUAAGGAAAGCAGUCGUGUCAACACAAUGCAAGUUUAUUUCCAUAUUGAAUAACAGUUAACCACCAAUUAAUUUGAACAACAAAAAAAA